This is a messenger RNA of Eupeodes corollae, 1641 nucleotides long. RefSeq lists its product as uncharacterized. The record is from RefSeq and is a predicted model, not a curated record. The transcript has 2 exons. Bases 338 to 1480 code for a protein of 380 amino acids. Gene Ontology annotation, molecular function: DNA binding. Lineage: Eukaryota; Metazoa; Arthropoda; Insecta; Diptera; Syrphidae.
CAACAACUGUGGCAUUGUGGGUAUUGAUUGUUAUUUUGUGUAGUUUGCAUUUGCUCAGUCAGUGGAGUUCAGAAAAAGAAGAAAAAUCAAUAAGUAUAGCUGAAUUUUAUUUUUGUACACGAACACAACAACGACGAUUGAGAAGCUACCUACCUAUUAAGAUAAUAGGGGCGACGGCGCAGAAUUGAGAAAAUUCUCUUUAAAGAGAAUUAUAUUUGACUGUAUUGAGUGUCGGUGUAAAUUCCUCUCCGCAACGAGUGUCGGCGAUAUUUUUGUAUUCUUUGUGUUGGCAGUUUUACUUGAAGUUUCAACCCUAGUGAGUGCAAGACGGAAAAUUAUGAGUGUGACCAAAGUACUUUUCGACGAUCGUAUCAAACCAAAAAAUGUUCUUGCUCUGAAUGAAAAAGUUGCAGCUAUUCGCCGCUAUGAGGCCGAUCCGGUUUAUAAGAAAAUCGGACGGAUGUUCAACUGUAGUCCGGAUCAAAUAAAACGGAUUGUCAAGCAGAAAGAUGAAAUUCUCGCGGAAUGGGAAAACCGAACGCGAAAGCCAGUCCCACCAACUCCGCAUGAAAUCAAAACCGUAAGGAUAUCGGUUUUGGGAAAGGCAGUUCAUGAAUGGAUUCGCCGCAUUAUGUAUUAUACGGAUUUCAAUUUGAAUGAUACUCUCAUUCAAACGAUGUCGUUGGAGUUUUCCAAAGCUUUGAAGUUGCCAAAAUUCUAUCCGAACAAAGAAUGGAUUCAGAAUUUUAGAGCAACCUACAAUUUGCCAGAUGCCAAUACAAAAACAAUGUCGAUUGGUUAUCAGGAGAGUCAUUCGGUACAAAUCCGAGAUAUUCUGCGGUAUGUUAAAGAGGUUUGUGGAACAAAAGAUGUGAUAGUUGUUGAUGAUGGUGAUAAUUCGAGAAGCUCAACAGGUGUAACGGCGAGUUUUGCCGAGAUAGAAGUUGAAGAAAUCAAAAACCAAACAGAUAAGAGUAAUUUCUAUGGAGACAUCGUUAUGAAAGUUGAAGAACGAAAUUGUAAACCAUCCAGUUCUAUAACAACUCAAAAUGUCGUAAUGCCAGAAGAAAAUCCAAACGCAGAUUUUUCAAUGCAAAUUGAUAUGGACACAACUAACUACCAGCCUGCUCAAAUAUCCCAACCACAGCCAGAGCCGGAAGAAAAGAAAACAGAUAUUAAGACUGAGCCUGAAACUAUGCCUUCGCCUGCACCAAAGCCAGCAUCACAAGAACCAGAACCGCAGUCAAAGCCUGAACCGCAGUCAAAGCCUGAACCGCAGUCAAAGCCUGAACCGCAGCCAGAGCCAGAGAAAAAGCCUGAACCAGAACCGGAAGAGGAACCAAUUGCCAUUUACUCUCAUGAGGCCGCUAUAAGUUGUGUCAAGCUGCUAGAAGAUUUUGCAUUGAUGAAAGAAAAUUUCAGGCUUAUUGGUCUUAUUGAAAGACUUGAAGAAGCACUGAAUGAGAAGUCCCAAAAGUAAUUUAAGGCAUGAUUUUUUAAGUUGUUUUGUUAUAGUAUACCUACAAAUAUUUUAACUUUUUAAAGAGCUGUUAUAAACUUACUUUUUAAAAAUGACUAAGGUUUGAAAUAAAAAAAAUAUUAUAUUUUUAUAAAAUAAAUGUUGGUUUUUAUAGAAUUGAA